AUGUCGAGCUCGCACCUAGCCCCACCAGCCUCAUCUUCUUCCGGCUUCGCCCAACACAACCAUGCCUCCUCAUCCUCAUCCUCAUCCUCCAAACACACCUCCUCACACUCCUCAUCCCACUCACACCACCACCACCACCACCACUCCAACGCAGCAAUACCAACAGCAUCCCUAGUCGAACCUCCCGCCUUAUUUGCCUCAGUCGCACCACAAAUAUAUCGUUCUGCCACCCCAAUCCCAUCCAACCACACUUUCCUACGCACUCUACAGCUUAAAACAAUCCUCUCCCUGACCGCAGAGCUACCCUCGCCGAGCCUUACGGCAUUUUGCAAAAACAAUGGCAUCAAAUUCCUCCAUUUCGGACUGAAACGGUGGGGUAGCGAAGACUUUUCCUCUUACAGCCCUUCCCUUGCUCCAACCACCAGCGAUAAAUCAGGGGACGAAGGAGAGGAGGACACAGGAUCACUAGAUCUCUCAUUUUUACACACGUUCAAGUCUCCCUCUGCGCCGCUUCACACAUCUUCUCCCACCACAGCUCCUUUCUCUACCUCCUCCAGUAGCCCAACAUUAACAGAAGGACUGGUGAAAGACUCGUUGCAGAUCCUGCUCAACUCAAGUUAUCAUCCGGUUCUAGUCACCGACACUUCAGGAAUCCACGAAAUCGGAGUCCUACUCGGCUGUCUUCGCAAACUACAACGAUGGAACUUCGCUACCAUUCUACUCGAGUAUCUCCAUUUUGCCGGUAAUAGGGCAAGAGCAACAAACGAAAGAUUCGUCGAGAUGUUCGAUACGGAUCUCAUAACCUACCCCGAGGAGGAGAAAUUGCCAUUCUGGUUCAAAGAGCAAGUCCAGGCAGAUGAUGCUGAACUGGAUCGAAUCGAGUCAUGUCAAUAG
Molecule: messenger RNA, 894 nt
Organism: Ustilago hordei
Lineage: Eukaryota; Fungi; Basidiomycota; Ustilaginomycetes; Ustilaginales; Ustilaginaceae
Exons: 1
Coding region: 1-894 (297 amino acids)
Molecular function (GO): phosphatase activity
Source: RefSeq, a predicted model, not a curated record